This is a messenger RNA of Parascedosporium putredinis, 984 nucleotides long. The record is from the annotation of a GenBank genome assembly. NCBI's taxonomy places the organism in Eukaryota, Fungi, Ascomycota, Sordariomycetes, Microascales, Microascaceae.
AUGGCCCUUGUUCGCCACCCCGCGGAGCUGAGGCCCAAGUUCCACCCCAACACCAAGUUCCUCGUCGCCAUCGGCGGAUGGGGCGACUCCAAGGGAUUCGAUACGGCCGCGCGGGACGAAGAAUCGAGAGACGCAUGGGCACGCAACGUUGCUAGGAUGGUGGACGAUCUCGGAGCGGACGGUGUCGACGUGGACUGGGAGUAUCCAGGCGGCAACGGCGAAGACUACAAACAAAUCCCCAACUCCCAAAAAACCUGGGAAAUCCCCGCCUACCCCCUCCUCCUCCGCGCCCUCCGCACCCACCUCGCGGCCCCCAAGCUCCUCACCGCCGCCGUGCCGGGUCUCGAGCGCGACAUGCUCGCCUUCACCCCCGCCACCCUCCCCGACAUCCUCGCCUCCCUCGACUUCCUCAACGUCAUGACCUACGACUUGUUCAACCGCCGCGACACCGCCACCGCCCACCACACGGGCCUGCGCGCCUCCCGCCAUGCCCUCGAGGCGUAUAUCCGCCGCGGCGCCCACCCCGGUCGCCUCAACCUCGGCUUCGCCUUUUACGUGCGCUGGGCUCUCACCGCCCCGGGCGUCAACUGCUCCGUUUACGACAACAACAACAACGGCAUCGGCUGCCCCACCGGCCUCCUCGAAGAUCCCGACACCGGCACGGACCUCGGUCGCGCCGGCGCUUUUUCCUACCACGACCCCGUCCCCGCGGAGCUGCGCAAAUCGUACGGCCGGGCCCUCGCCCAGGGCCGCUACGACGGCGAUGGGUUCUCGUACUGGGAUGCGCAAGAGGGCCGCUUCUGGUCGUUCGAUACCCCCGAGGCGAUCCGGCCCAAGUUUGACGUGCUCGUUCGGGACAUGCACCUCGGAGGCGUGUUUGCGUGGGGGUUGGGAGAGGACGCGGAUGAGUUUGAGCACUUCAAGGUGGUGCACAAGGAGGUGGGGAUGCUGUGUAGGGAGAGCGAGGGGAAGAGCGAGUUGUGA